Messenger RNA from Monosiga brevicollis MX1, 1673 nucleotides. RefSeq lists its product as uncharacterized. Gene Ontology annotation, biological process: tryptophanyl-tRNA aminoacylation. The transcript is spliced from 13 exons. Gene Ontology annotation, cellular component: cytoplasm. The coding region runs from base 1 to 1593 and encodes 530 amino acids. The record is from RefSeq and is a predicted model, not a curated record. Lineage: Eukaryota; Choanoflagellata; Craspedida; Salpingoecidae. Gene Ontology annotation, molecular function: ATP binding; tryptophan-tRNA ligase activity.
AUGAACUAUGCCAAGAACUGCACAGACGAUGCAGCCUUCAGCAUGGAUGACCUCCGCACGGCCGGUGGCGUUGGCGCCAUCCCCAGUGAUGAAACUAUCGCAGCCGUCACUGCUCAGGCCGUUGAGGCUGACGCUGAUGCCCUCGCAGCCAACGGCUGGGGUCAUCAGUUUAACAUUAUGCGUAGCGUGCGCAACGAACUUCCUUUUGCCUCUGGUGCCACCGUCAAGGCCGCUGUCGAACGCGUUCUCACCGCCAAGCUGGGCCCGCCCACCGACUUUAAAAAGGAGCGCAAGCAAAAGCUCAAGGCCGACCGCAAGGAAAAGAAGGCGGAGAAGCAAGCUGAAGUGGCUGCUGCCGAACCCGCAGAGCCGGCAUCCGCCGACGCAUCCGAUGCCGCUGAGGGAGCCGGUGCCGCCCCGCCCGCAGGAGGCCAGAUUGUCACUCCCUGGGAGGUGCAGGCCGACGGGGCCGUUGAUUACAACAAGCUUGUUGAGGACUUUGGCAGCAAGCUUUUGGAGACGACGCACAUCGAUCGCAUGAAGGAGCUGGGCAUGCCCAUCCACCACUUCCUGCGCCGCAACAUCUUUUUCAGUCACCGCGAGUUUGAUCGCAUCCUCGAUCUGAAAGAGCAGGGCAAGCCCAUCUACCUCUACACUGGUCGUGGGCCCAGUUCUCAGGCAAUGCACUUGGGCCAUCUGAUCCCCUUCAUGUUCACCAAAUACCUGCAAGAUGUCUUUGACGUGCCACUUGUCAUCCAAAUGACCGACGACGAGAAGUUUUUGUUCAAAUCUGAACUCACGCUUGACGAAGAUCCUGUGACUGGUGUAUUCGCGUUGACACGCGAGAAUGCCAAGGAUAUCAUCGCAUGCGGCUUCAACCGCGAGAAGACUUACAUCUUUGCCGAUACGGACAUCAUGGGCGGUGCCUUUUACAAGAAUGUGCUCAGGAUACAACGCCGUGUCAGCCUGCAUCAGGCUUGCAAAAUUUUCGGUUUCGACGAGAAUGCCAACAUUGGCAAGAUCUCCUUUGCUGCCAUCCAAGCCAGCCCAUCCUUCCCCUCGUCCUUUCCUGGCGUGUUGCAGCAAUCGGCGGCCUGCCUGAUCCCCUGUGCCAUUGAUCAGGAUCCCUACUUUCGCAUGACGCGUGAUGUCGCCCCUGCUCUUCGCGAGGAAAAGCCGGCCCUCGUCCACUCUGUCUUCUUCCCUGCCAUGACGGGCAGCUCGACCAAGAUGAGCAGCAGCACCAAGUCGCCAACCACUGUCUUCUUGACGGAUAAGCCUGAAGAUAUCAAGGAUAAGAUCCACAAGCACGCAUUUUCGGGCGCUCCUGAAACCUUGGCUGAGCAUCGCGAGCGCGGCGCAAAUACUGAUGUGGAUGUGUCAUAUCAGUACCUGCGCUUCUUCUUGGAGGACGAUGAGGAAUUGGAGCGAAUUCGCGAGGCGUAUGGCUCUGGAAAAAUGACGACCUUUGAGAUCAAGUCACGCUUGAUCGAGGUGCUCCAGGGUGUGGUUCGCCAGCAUCAAGAAGCUCGCGCCAAGGUGACGGAUGACGAAGUUCGCCACUUCAUGACACCGCGCCCCCUCUCCCAAUGAGUGGGUGUCCGCUGCAGAUUUGAUCAAAUGAACACAGCCUGGCCACCAACCCAAUGACGAAUCAAUUGACAUCAAAGGCG